AUGACAGCCAGUCUUGCAUCUCCAAGUUUCGAGUUUGACACCAUCAUUAAAAAUGCUAGAAUAGUCACAGCUUCGGAAGUAUAUGAACACAUCUCAGCCAUAGGCAUCAAGGAUGGCGUCAUCCAGGCUAUCGCAACAUCUUUACCAGCAACCUCAUCGACGUUAGUUGUUGACGCCGAGGGAGCCUACGUGACGCCUGGUGGCAUUGACUCACACGUUCAUUUACACCAGGACAAUGCUCCGUCUGGUGACAAGUGGCUGUCCGGCUCUCGGUCUGCACUUGCUGGAGGCAACACUACCAUUCUCGCUUUUGCUACUCAGGAGCACAAAAACGACACUCUCUUUCCGGUCCUUGAGGAAUACCACGGGAGGGCAAGAGACCAGUGUUACAUAGACUACGGAUUCCACGUCAUCUUGACGAAGCCAAACCCGACCAUCCUCGAGCAUGAGCUGCCAAAACUGGCGGCGGAAGGAGGCAUCAGCAGUGUCAAGCUCUACAUGACCUACCCGGGCAAGAAAUUGGACGACGGCUCCAUGUUGAACAUCAUGAUGGCUACGCGAGAGCUUGGGAUGACCACCAUGAUCCACGCUGAGAACAGCGACAUGAUCGACCUGGUCACGAAAAAGCUGCUCGAACAUCAACGUACCAGUCCCUAUUACCACGCGCUUGCCCGGCCGCAGAUUGCAGAAUCCGAGGCCACUCACAGGGCUAUCGCGCUUGCAACACUCACCUCCGCACCGAUCCUGCUCGUCCACAUGUCGACGCCCGUGGCUCUAACACACGCCCGCAAGGCCCAGUCUAAGGAGCUCUUGCCAGUUCAUGCCGAGACCUGCCCUCACUACCUCUACCUGACGUCUCAACAACUAGCAUCCACCACCAACAUCCACCAAGACGAGCACGGCCACGUGCACGAAGACGAGGAUGAAUGGGCCGGAGCCAAGCAUAUAUGCGCACCACCCCUGCGGCACGACGAAUCCGACCUGCAGAGUCUCUGGGACGCCGUCAACAAUGGCACCAUCACCGUCAUCUCUUCAGACCAUGCUCCCACGUGCUACGACGAUGUAACCGGGAAGAAGAAGCCUGUCGAGGCAGCUAAAGCGCGAGGCGACGGCUCCAAGCCGACAUUUGCGGCAACGCCAAACGGCCUGCCGGGCAUUGAGACACGGCUGCCACUUCUGUUCCACGCCGCGACCAGUCCGGAUAUGAGACCGGAGCGGAGGAUCUCGCUGCCGAAGUUCGUGGCGGUGACGGCGACGAAUGCAGCGAAGCUGUAUGGCAUGGCUGGCAAAAAGGGCAGCAUUGCGCCUGGGUACGAUGCCGAUAUCACAGUUUGGUAUCCUGAAAGUGACGCAAGAGGGAAGACGAGGAUUGGGAACAAGAUGCUGCACCAUGCCAUUGACUAUACGCCGUUCGAGGGCAUGGAGGUCUGUAAUUGGCCGAGGAAGACGUUUCUGAGAGGGAGAUUAGUGUGGGACCGAGACAUUGAGUUGAAAGACGGAUAUGGGAAAGGACUGUUGGGAGGGCCAGGGGAUGGACAGUGGCUGAGUCGGAGCAGAGGUCAGGUGCUCGUUGGGCGCGUUGGGCAGACGCCGGCGGGCAUGAAAGUAGGAGAGCGGGAAGAAUGGGGAUUGAAAGUAUAA
Molecule: messenger RNA, 1641 nt
Organism: Cyphellophora europaea CBS 101466
Lineage: Eukaryota; Fungi; Ascomycota; Eurotiomycetes; Chaetothyriales; Cyphellophoraceae
Product: dihydropyrimidinase
Exons: 2
Coding region: 1-1641 (546 amino acids)
Cellular component (GO): cytoplasm
Molecular function (GO): hydrolase activity, acting on carbon-nitrogen (but not peptide) bonds
Source: RefSeq, a predicted model, not a curated record